AUGAAUUUCAAUCGGAUUCCGACGCGCCUGUCGACGCACUAUGUGUGCGACCCCUACACCACGUUGAUGCAUUACCGACGAACGUUCAAGUUCCUCCAGGCGCUCAAGGCGAAGCCGAACUGCCGCGCUCUCUGCUUGGGGAACAAAAAUCAGGUGAACAUCUCCUGGCCCAAACACUUUGACGGUCUAACCGUAGUCACGUCCGCCGUCGCUGCGCAGUCCUCCAUUCUCUCCUCCGCCUCCGUUUACUACUCACUCAUCAUCUGUCUCGACCCUGUGCUGUUUGCCAAGCACCUGUACCGCAUCAAUGUCCCAGUCUUGGGUGUAUGUACACCCCGCGAGAUCCACGAGCACCCCGAGAUCCUCAAGGUGAUCGACUACCUCCUCCCCGCGCCCUGCUCGCGCACCGACGCCGCCCUCAGGCAGCUGCUGCAGCGCGAGUUCCUUGAAGACUCCGAGGAACAAAAACAAAUCCCGGGGUGAACAGCCGCGAAACACAGAGUGACUGAAGAGAGAGAAACUCACUCCCGAACGGCUCGCAAACUGCGCACGACGCCCCACUCGCCGCGACGUCCGUUCGCAUACCCGCAUACAUACAUAAAUUAUAUAAGCCUAUAUAUAUAUAUAUAUAUAUAUUCCAUAUUUAUAUAUGUAUAUGUCUACUCGUAGAAGGUGGGUCCCCAAACUACAUAGUGUCAAUGUAUGAAUAGACAUUCCACGAAUUCGCGCAUUUUUUUCAAUGUGGAGACUUCAGGGACACUAGUGG
Toxoplasma gondii ME49 is the source of this 766-nucleotide messenger RNA. RefSeq lists its product as hypothetical. NCBI's taxonomy places the organism in Eukaryota, Apicomplexa, Conoidasida, Eucoccidiorida, Sarcocystidae. The coding region runs from base 1 to 483 and encodes 160 amino acids. The record is from RefSeq and is a predicted model, not a curated record. The transcript has a single exon.